Cygnus atratus (black swan) is the source of this 1005-nucleotide messenger RNA. RefSeq lists its product as uncharacterized. Lineage: Eukaryota; Metazoa; Chordata; Aves; Anseriformes; Anatidae. The transcript has 6 exons. Bases 1 to 1005 code for a protein of 334 amino acids. The record is from RefSeq and is a predicted model, not a curated record.
AUGGAUUUCAACUCUCCUUUUAUUCUGCAGUGCUUGCUGGUGAUAAUAACUGUUACUGAUGGCUCUGUCACCACGACUAGUGUGCUCAGCGGCAGCUCAGCAAUGUUUUCUGUAGGAAUUGAAAACCUGCAGAACCUCUCCAAAAUGAGCAAGGACAAUGAGAGAUGCUUCGUAGAUAUGGUAAAUGGUACUUGGUUGGCUGGCUGUGGCACACGUUACAGACGUCUGAACUUGCAGAAUGGCUCUCUAGUGCUAAGGACUGUGGAGAAGGAGGAUGAAGGAAAUUAUGAAUUUGUUUUUAACAACAUCAGCAAAUCCUUUGCACUGAAAGUGUUUGAGCCAGCCAUUGCUAUCCAGUGCUUCCCCAAUGGGACCGGAGAGUUGUCCUGCAACGUGCCCAGCAACGAGAGGAUGAGAUUUGAGUGGCUGCUGAAUGGCAGUGAGCUGAAGACCUCCGAGGCUUGCAUUAAGGAUGGUGGGAAGAAGGUUCGCCUGGACAAAACCAUGCCUGGGGAAUUUGUAUGUGAGGUUCACCACAGGAACAGCGUCUCGAGGUGCGGGCCCAUUGUGCUGUAUUGCAACUAUGGAGACCUGCUGCAGUACCCGUUGUUCAUUUACAUCCUGGCAGGAUGUGCAGGGGGUGCAGCUAUCCUGGUGGUGGUUGUGUCCUCAGUCAUCUGUUGCUGCAUGAAGAGGAAGCACAAGUUCAUCCCAGUGCCUUCAGAGGAUGAAAAGGAUGACGGAAUAGCAAUGUCAGUGGUCUCCAGUGAAGCUGUGAAGAGCCCCCCCAACGGAGACCAUGUGGAGGCUCAAGCUGCCCAAAUCGACUGCCCUCCAGUGCCGGACGCUGCCCAGAUUGGUCCAGGCACUGAGCCCCCACCCCUGGUGGAAGAAAAUUUGCCAGUGGUGGUAGAACCUGAGGAAAUGCCAGAACAGGAGAUGAUAGGUUAUGUGGAAAGCCAGGAACAUGCCUCAGACUGUUUCCCGGACCCAACUGAUGACUGA